This is a messenger RNA of Cylicostephanus goldi, 579 nucleotides long. The record is from the annotation of a GenBank genome assembly. NCBI's taxonomy places the organism in Eukaryota, Metazoa, Nematoda, Chromadorea, Rhabditida, Strongylidae.
AUGUCCGAGAUUGGUUUGGAAGGAGCGCCGAUAAGGGAAACAGUGAUCGCAGAAGGAUCAGUUUCGAAGGGAGAAACGUCAGUGCUACAAGCAGUGGUAGCAGAGUCUCCGAAGAUAUUGCCGGGAGUUCUGUUAGCGGAAGGACCUAGUGGAGGAAAAGGAGAAACAUUUGAAGGUGGACUGGGAGAGGGAGCGCUAGUAGGGGAACCAGCGAUCACAAAAGUAUCGGUUUCGAAGGCAGAAACUUCAGUGCUACAAGAAGCAGUGGUAGCAGAUUCUCCGAAAAUACUGCCGGGUAAUAUAGGAGGAUUGGCCAUAAGCGGAACCACUGAAGAUGAAAUCAUAUCCGCGUCAGGGACAGAUGCUGGAGCAGAAGAAACUGGAGUGAUUGAGAGACGAGAAGCUUCGGCAGGCGGAGCAGACACCAAAAGAGCUCCCACAGUUCUAGGUUCAACCGUUGGUAAACCAGCAACCGUCAUUGCUUUGGUCACACCGAAUGGAGAAGUUGUUACUGGAAAGGCUGGAGCUCAUGCCAUCGCAUCGAAAAACAACAAAGCAUCCAAAAAGAAGGAGAGAUAA